Molecule: messenger RNA, 693 nt
Organism: Enterobius vermicularis (human pinworm)
Lineage: Eukaryota; Metazoa; Nematoda; Chromadorea; Rhabditida; Oxyuridae
Source: the annotation of a GenBank genome assembly
AUGGCACAAAACACGACUUUGGCGUUACCAUCAACUGUUGGAUUCAGUGCGGCUAAUGAGAACGACAAACAGAAUCUCGUGGACGCACUACCUUAUCUUGAUACUGAUUAUGGUGACGCUGAUCGACAGAUGGCGCUACAAUUAAUUGAAAAUGAAUGCAGGACUUUCCGACCAACAAAGAAUUAUUUAAAAUUUUUGCCAACACCUGAUUUCGACGUUUUCUUGACAUCUUGUAUGAUUAAAGAACAUGCCAGGAUGGCAAAGAAGCAAGAGAUGCCUAAAUUGGAUAUGUCACGGUGUGAGCUGUCUUGUCCUUCUACAACUGGACGACAGGGAGACAAAACUUCUUGGCGAAAGGCUAUUCGAAACGCAGAAGCUCAGAACGAACAUUUGUUGCUUCGCAAUUUGAAUUUACAAUCUAUGGAAGAAUACGGUCCUGAAACGUUUCUUCGGGCCAACAAAACUCUUGAAAAACAGCUGCAUGUUGAAGAAAAACAGUUGAGAAAGAUGAAGGAGGAAAUAAUGAAUAUACAUUCUCGCAGAAGGCAAAGUCAACUGGAAGCUGGUCAAAAACUCAAGGAAUUGGAGGAGAGGUGGGUAAACAUGGUGACGAAGAACUACAAAAUGGAAAUGACUUGUGGGGAGCUCGCGGCAGAGAAUGAAGUUAGGGUGAAGAAGGCGAAACUUAUUUAA